AUGAGCGACACUGUGUUCUUCUCCUUUGUACUUUUCCUGGGCAGCCAGUGGGGCGCAGAGCCCCACUCUAUCCCUGUGACUGAAGGUGUGGAGAACAGCUUUUCCUCCAGUUCAAGCCAUUUCGAGGAAGAUUUGGCUAAGCUAUUCGAUGAGAUCCUGCUGCAGGUGUUUCCCAGUGAUCUAGAUGACAUGUCAAAAGAUGCAAGAACACCUGGCAGACUGAUCACCUGGAGAGAAGCGAAUGAAAGCAAGUAUCUGUGGACGGAUUCAAAGUGCCUGUGUUUUUAUGGGUGGUGUUCAGUUGUCUGUGCCGUGCCUGGAGCAUCCCAGAAUCCAGCUAUGGAGAGACUAGGCAUAGACUUGAGGACAGAUUUCAGCACAGCUAAAAUUUGUUUCCCCGCAGCUCAUGCCCCCCCGAACAGCUUCAACAAUUCCGAAUUUGCAUCAAGUUCACAUCUGGCUAAGUUGUUUGAUGAGAUCCUGCUGCAGGUCUUUUCUAACGACCCCAAACAUUUAUCAAAAGAAGACGCAAGAGCAGCUGAUGAGCUAGUUAUGUGGAGAGACACCAAUGAAAGCAAGUAUAUGUCAGGGUGUAGGCAUGGGCGUAGUGGUCCCAUACCCAACAGUGUGUCAGCCGUGGGGAACAGGUUGGAGGAUGUUUACACUGAGAGUCUACCUUGCAGAGAGCUGCUAAGCUUCCUGCAAAAGAACAUCAUCACUGCGACCGCUGCUAUGGCUGCAAUCCUCCUGGUCACAACAUUGGUGGUGCUUGCAUUGGUCACGUACAUAAGGCGGAAGAAGGCCAAGUAUCCACCAGCAAACAUGACGUACAAUGUUUUUAUAAUGAACGGGAAGGCUUGGUGGCAAAAGCCCGAGGAAAGGUCCAUCAGAAAAUUCACAGGAAAGCAGAAACUCCUGAAGUGUAAUUCCUCCGUCUAAGCCUGUGGAGGAGUCAGCAAACUGUCAACAAGCCACUGCCGGAGGGUUCUUUUGCGCUGCCUGGACAGAAA
Alexandromys fortis (reed vole) is the source of this 1010-nucleotide messenger RNA. RefSeq names its product chromosome unknown C2orf92 homolog (gene CUNH2orf92). Bases 1 to 939 code for a protein of 312 amino acids. The record is from RefSeq and is a predicted model, not a curated record. Lineage: Eukaryota; Metazoa; Chordata; Mammalia; Rodentia; Cricetidae. The transcript has 8 exons.